This is a messenger RNA of Suricata suricatta (meerkat), 1913 nucleotides long. RefSeq names its product armadillo repeat containing X-linked 6 (gene ARMCX6). The record is from RefSeq and is a predicted model, not a curated record. The transcript is spliced from 5 exons. Gene Ontology annotation, cellular component: mitochondrion. Lineage: Eukaryota; Metazoa; Chordata; Mammalia; Carnivora; Herpestidae. The coding region runs from base 400 to 1257 and encodes 285 amino acids.
CAAGAGCUGCCUUGAGCAGAAGUCCUGCUAGUCGUCUCCGUCUGGGUACCAGCCCCCUAUUACUCGGCAGGCGUGUGGAGGAAGAAGGAAACUAGACCCAGACCGCGAGGUUUGUAGGUCUGUUGGCCUAUAGGUCGCCUCACAAGUCGUCCUGAGGGAAGGCGCAAACUGCCCUGGGACCAUGCAGACUGUCCAUCAAUCUCUGUGAAAGGAGCACUGACCACAGAAGACAAGGAAAGAAGGAAUUUACCUGACUUUGGUAGAGAUUCAUCACAAGAGAGCUACAGGAACCUGAGAGAGGCAGAAAGGACUACACCCCACCAUUAUCCUGGCCAUCAGCAUCCUCUUCUAUUAGGUGGAACAAGGCCCUCACCGGUCAAGGCUGGGACAGACUUGAGCAUGGGCCGGGCUCGGGAAGUGGGUUGGAUGGCAGCAGGACUAAUGAUUGGGGCUGGUGCCUGCUACUGUGUUUACAAACUAACAAUAGGAAGAGAUGACAGUGACAAGUUGGAGGAGGAGGAAGAGGAAUGGGAGGAUAACGAGGAGCUGGAUGAGGAGGAACCUGAGAUUUGGUUUGAUUUCACAACUAUGGCUCGGCCCUGGAGUGAGAAUGGGGAUUGGACUGAACCUGGGGCACCUGGAGGCACUGAGGACAGGCGCUCAGGUGGGGGCAAGGUGAAUCGAACACACCCAGUAAAACAGCGUCCAUUCCCCUAUGAACAUAAAAAUACUUGUAGUAAUCAAAGCUUUAGAAAUUUCAGUUGUGUCCAUGCCCUCUCCAAGUGUCAUUCCAUUCAGGGGAAAAUGUGGUUUGCUCAGCCCAAGGAUGCCAGUUUUUCAUUUAGCCACGGUAUCAAUAGUCAUUUGGCCAACCUCUCCAUUGUUGGAAACACGACCCCUGCUCCCGACCCCGCUAUUAAGGAGAAAGCUUUAUAUGCUCCAGAUAACUUGAAUGCAAGUAUUGAAAAUCAGGGCCAGAUUAAGAUGUACAUCAAUGAAGUGUGUCAGGAGACUGUGUCACAUUGCUGCAUCUUAUUUCUGCAGCAGGCCGGAUUAAAUUUGUUAAUAAGCAUGACAGUUAUUAAUAACAUGCUUGCCAAGUUCGUUUCAGACUUGAAGUUUCCUUUGAUAGCAGAGGGAAGUGGCUGUGCUGAGCUUCAGGUUUUGAAACUGGUGAUGGGUUUGUCUGAAAAUCCAGUCUUGGCAAGGAAUUGCUGGGUGCCCAAAUGCUGCUCUCAUUCAUGUCCCUCUUCAUGAGGAACAGAAACAGCCAGGUUCUCCUGGACACCCUGGACUCUUAAAUGGCUAUUGCGAACAGAAUGGAACUGAAUCUGCCCAAAACCCUUGUGGUGAACACACACUUGUGUUCUCAUUCAAAGAAUCUGCAGUGGGUGCUGUUGAAGAUCCAGCCUUAGCCCAUCACCACAUCAUGGGGUGAAAGUUACACUUGCUUCAUUGAGGACCACACUCCUACUGGCCAGUCAGGGGUUCCCACAGGGCUUUGAGUAACUUCUUGGUUUUGCAGUCUGCAGGCAAUGUGCAUUGUCAAUCACUCCCUUGCAGCCUUCUUCCUGUGGUAAAAGGAUUGUUUCAGCUGCCAGUUGCGGAUACAGAACAUCUUCUUACAGCAUCUCGAGGGCUGCCUUGCCCGUGGUGGUCUCCCUGUCUAAGCGGGACCAUUUUAUGGAGACCAGACACAUAUCAGAGCUUGUGCUGAAAAUGCAUUUGUUGCCGCUUUGGUUGAAUUCUUUCUCAUUUACUCCUUCUUCUGUGUGAGCUGAUGGAUGGUGAGCCUAUUCAUCAAAAAAGUACACCGCCCUGCUAUGUGCUGUACUGACUUAACCUUUUCCACCCAAGCCUACAUUUGUAUGUAUCAUCAAUAAAGUUUUGUGCUUUGAUUGGCAAAGGCGAGA